UUCGACAUUCAUGGUUUUGACUUUUAAGUGCGAUUGGAAACUGGGGUGACAGUCAGUUUGACCGAGUCCUCAUGAUCACGGCCAGGCUGGUGCGUGGCGGCGCCAUGGCGGUUGCCAUGCGCCUCCCCUCGUCGAUAUCUACACUAAAACGGGGUUCAGUGCUCCCAUUCUUGGCGUCAUUCUCCUCAAUUCCGCGCUCCGCGCUGGGAACGACUGGUAGCUUUGGUGCUGGGUCUGGGUCAGCAGGCAAACCACUCGAGUUGAAGUACCUGGAAGCUAAUGGCUCGUUGGCCCUUGCGUUGCCUUUGAUGGAAGAUCCUCACAGCGAGAUCGGUUUGGGGAUGAAGCUCUUCAGUCUCCAACCCACGACAACAGUCGCGAGCUUUGUGUCGCAAGUGCAAUUGGAGGAUUCGACGGCCAAAGAGGUGCAGAUUCGAACCCAAAAAGGCGUUCCCGUCGCGCCCGAAACGCAAUUUACCUCCCUCAUGGCGGACGAUUUCCAAGUUGUGCUCAAUGACAAAGUGCUUCGUGUCGCGGCUCCAGUCUUCACUGGUGAUGCGUACACGAGCCUGCCACAAGACGGAGGGUUGGACAUGCGUGCAAUCGCGCACAAGGCUGCCAUCAUCAAGUUGCGGGAAACUAUCGCAAACCACCCGAAAUGGAAGAUUGACAUUACCGAGUUCAAGAAGAUCGCAGCGGACCAUGGCAUUCCCCCAAAGCAAGCGAGCCAAGUACUCCAUGCGUUCCAUCAAGUCGGCCUCGUCUUCCACUUUUCCCAGGCAUCAGACGAAGAGCUCAAGACGGCGGUCUUUCUCAAACCGCGCAAUAUUUUGGACGGCUACUUCGACUCGCUGGGGUUGACGCCUCCGUCCACCCAACGAUACAUUGAAAAGCGCCAGCAACUCGAGGCGGACUUGGCGGCCAUCAUGCCGGAACACGACGCAUUAUUGCACUUGCGAAAACAACUGGACGAGUCGGCGCACAAACGCACCGCGAUCUACUGCUACUUGAGCUCGGCGGGUACACAUUGACAUCAGAUUUGCAUGUGAUGCUCAUGGCAUUGGCAGGAUUGGUCGGGAUGGGCGGGCUCUAUGCAUGGCUCACGUUCGUCCAGUAUUCGUGGGAUAUCAUGGAGCCGAUCACGUACUUCACCGGAUUCGGGGUGUCUGUGCUGAGCUACUUUUGGUGGACUCUGACCAAGUCCGAGUACGAGUAUGAGAACGUGUACGACUUCAUCUACCAGCGCCGCCGCAACGCGCUCUACACCAAGUCGCAGUUCGACCCGAUUAAGUUAGAAAAGCUCCAAACCAAGGUCGCCGACAUCCACCGCGACAUUGCCCAGAUCUCGGCCAAACUCACCAAGCCAACCUGUCUCCAGGCAGAGUUCUAUCGUGAAUCCUAACUUGGCAUCCUUCGCGUCUGUGCAUCUCUUGAGGUUGCAUGUGCUGCCAUAUCUUCUCCCCGGCGUUUCCGUCAAGACGAAACUCGACGGUGGAGGAGAAAAAGAGGCCAUAAGGUGCUGCAAAUAGACUUGCAUCGAAUGACUGCCGAAAGUUCGGGGCGGAUGCAUAUACUAAUUUAGAUAAACAUCGAAC
Molecule: messenger RNA, 1595 nt
Organism: Aphanomyces invadans
Lineage: Eukaryota; Oomycota; Saprolegniomycetes; Saprolegniales; Verrucalvaceae
Exons: 5
Coding region: 72-1031 (319 amino acids)
Biological process (GO): calcium import into the mitochondrion; mitochondrial calcium ion homeostasis
Cellular component (GO): mitochondrial inner membrane; uniplex complex
Molecular function (GO): calcium channel activity; uniporter activity
Source: RefSeq, a predicted model, not a curated record